This is a messenger RNA of Hemibagrus wyckioides, 1409 nucleotides long. RefSeq names its product potassium channel tetramerization domain containing 14 (gene kctd14). The transcript is spliced from 2 exons. Gene Ontology annotation, biological process: protein homooligomerization. Gene Ontology annotation, molecular function: protein binding. Lineage: Eukaryota; Metazoa; Chordata; Actinopteri; Siluriformes; Bagridae. Bases 111 to 836 code for a protein of 241 amino acids. The record is from RefSeq and is a predicted model, not a curated record.
GGCAGACACGCCCCCUUUUCAGUGUAAUCUGAAAUACCACGCCCACUCAGAACUCCCACAUUACUGCUGGAGUCUAGCAGGAGGAACAGAGCAGCGCGGAUCUUACAGUCAUGAGCCUUCCUGAUAUUAAAUCAUCACGGAAACUUGCAGUCGAGCCUUUAAAGCAGUGCUCAGUCGUGCAGCUGAAUGUCGGCGGUCAGAUGUACACCACCACUCAGUCGACCCUGCGCAAAUUCCCCAACUCGAAGCUGGCUGACAUGUUCAGUGCGCCUCACAAACUUCUAAAGGAUGCAGAAGGUCGCUGUUUUAUAGACCGUGAUGGGACACACUUUAGUGCGAUCCUUGAGUAUCUCCGUUCAGAAGAGGUUCCUACUAAAAAUCUGCUGGAGGUUCAUAAGGAGGCAGUGUAUUAUAAUAUAAAACCUCUGGUGAAAAUCCUGGAGGAGUCCCCACAGUUUUUCGGUGAGAAAGUCGGAAGGCAGCAGUUUUUAUCCCAUGUGCGCAACUACCACGAAAAUCUAGAAGUCCUCAUCAGGGUGGGCAAAGCAGAAGCCAUGGCCUCGCGAUACUCCACUAUAAUCAUAUGUGUCCUAAAGACAGAGGAUGACCUGGCGAGGUGUAAUGACGCCAUGGCCAGUCUUGAUGUGAGAAAGGAAUCUAUUGUGAGUUUCGGCCCCUGGAAUGCUCAAGCUUCCGUGGUGGAUCUUCUGGAUUGCAUUCAAAUGGACAUAGAGGCGAAAGGAUAUAAAGUGAGCAUUAAACCCCACAACACAGAGAAAGGCUUUCUGUUUAAGAGCCAUGAUUUCUUCUAUAAGCUGACUUUUACUUGGUGGUGACCAGGAUUUGUGCUUCUGACCUUUUAAGUAUGAUUGAAGAGGUCAUGAAUCUUUAUAAAAAAAAAAUCCACCUACAAACACUUCAGAUAAGAAACGUGUCUUAUCUGUUAGUCUACAAGUCCCACCUAUACUGCAGACAUGUGUCAUAUAGGACUCAUUCAGGAUCUUUGCUGGCAUCUGUAGCCACCCUUGUUUAAUAUUUACUCUAGUUUGUACCAGCCCUCUGCAUCAUGUGACCUUAAUGUGCUCACAAAAAUGAAUCCAAGAAUCCAAAAUGGCAAAGACAAAAUAUUUCUGUGUACAAAAUAUUUUAGAUGCUUGUUAAUUAAGGAAUAAAACACAAUAAAAUGGGCUGUUAUCAGAAAACAAUUAAUGCCAUAGUGUGAUGUAUCCAAACAUGAUUUUAUUAUAUUCUUACGAAUACAUGUUGUAUUUUUUUUUUGUUUUCAUUUUAAUGAAACCACAGAGAUUUACCAAGGAUUAAAAUGUUAAUAUAUUAACGAACAAUUUUUUUUUUAAAUAAUUUAAUAGUUACAGCACAAUUUGUGGAACAUCAAAAAUAGUGGAAUAAAC